Messenger RNA from Daldinia caldariorum, 1894 nucleotides. RefSeq names its product HlyIII-domain-containing protein. The transcript has 3 exons. The coding region runs from base 267 to 1790 and encodes 507 amino acids. Gene Ontology annotation, cellular component: membrane. The record is from RefSeq and is a predicted model, not a curated record. Lineage: Eukaryota; Fungi; Ascomycota; Sordariomycetes; Xylariales; Hypoxylaceae. Gene Ontology annotation, molecular function: signaling receptor activity.
AACAACUUUUUUGCUAUUGUAACAGUUGCGUAGCGAAUAACGACCUUAAGACCAAUCUUUUCAUAGCGUUCUGCAUUCUUAUAAUUUUACUGGUCAACUUCACAUCCUUCAACUCACAAUAAACUGUCUCAUGCAGGGACAUCUGACAGCUUAGACGUGCCCAAGCUUUUUUUAUUAGUUGGCACCAACCAAACUUUGUAUUUUCUAUAGUUUCGCAUACGCUGCCAUACACUACCAUACACUACCAUACGCUCCCUUUAUCCGCCAUGUCUUUCACGUCAACUUUGACCCUUAGGUCUCAUCAUGACCAGGGCGCUUCUAGAAGUUCUGGCACUGCCGACCAAGAAAACUUACCACGACGGCGCCGACGACAUUCUUCUUUUAUGCCUAGUAGAAGAAAUUCUUUGAUCCAGCAGAUCAUGGAUGGCGAGGAAGGUUUACUGCUUAAGGUGGAUUUGUUCCUCUCAGAACUAGAGAGGAGACUUGAAUAUCUCGAGGGCUGCAGCGAAUUGAUCGACCUGGAUUCAAGUAUAGCCAAAACAUUUGCUACGCUGCAAGCGGUACGGGAACGAUGCUCGCAAGUUUCGGAAGAGGUCAUCGGCGCUGGUCGACGUCGAUUGCAGGUUAUGGUUGAGACCUUGGACACGAGAUAUCAUGAGGCCUUAGCAGCCGCCGAGUCCAUGAACGAGAAAGCACACGUCGGUGUUGAACUUCUUGACGGCAUGCUUACUGAUUUCGAAACCCGAGCCUUGAAAUUUCGUGACCGGGGCUUUGCGAAUGCUGCCGACGCUGCCGGGACUUUGAUGGACGAAGGCCGACGAGUUGUGGACGAAAGUCUAGAACGUGCUCGUGGUGUUAUGGACGAUGGUAUUGAGCGAGCCUGGCGUGCCGCAGAAUCCGUCGAGGAGCACAUACAAAGAGCAAUUACUCGUGCAAGGGAGCAAGGCCUUAUUAAGUAUGAGGAGCUUCCCGUACCUUGGAGGGUCAAUCCUCAUAUCCUUAGCGGAUACCGAUUCACCGAAUCUAAGAUUGGGUGUGUUCGUUCAAUGUUUGGUGUUUCGAACGAAACGGUUAACAUUUGGUCUCACGCAUUUGGUUUGAUAAUAAUGUUGUCAAUCGCUUUCUACUUCUACCCGACCUCGGCCAAUUUCUCUCUUUACUCCAAGACGGAUGUUUUUAUUGCCGCCGUUUUCUUUUUCGCAGCCUGCAAGUGCCUGAUCUGCAGCACCAUUUGGCAUACUAUGAACUGCGUUGCAGACCAAACUUUGAUGGAACGUUUCGCAUGCAUCGAUUACACCGGCAUCUCAUUACUCAUCGCAGCAUCGAUCAUGACAACCGAGUAUACCGCGUUUUAUUGCGAACCUAUUAGCCGCUGGACAUACAUGACCGCCACUGCUGUUCUCGGCAUCGCCGGCACCAUCCUCCCUUGGCAUCCUAAGUUUAAUGGACAGGAUAGGGCUUGGCUGAGGGUGGGCUUCUUUGUGGGAUUGGGUGCCACCGGUUUUAUGCCUGUUUUCCAGAUUAUUCUAACUCGAGGUUCUGCUUGGGCAUAUGAGUUCUACGCGGGUUCCAACUUAGUCAAGUCUCUCUUGGUCUACGUUCUUGGAGCUUGCGUCUACGCGAGCAAAGUCCCCGAGCGGUGGUUUCCCGGUGCUUUCGACUACUGUGGCAACGCACACAACCUAUGGCACUUUGCAGUACUUGGUGGAAUUCUUUAUCAUUAUGUCGCUAUGCAGGACUUCUUCUCUGGAGCCUUUCAACGAGCACAGCAGGGCUGUCCAGCCUAUUAAGCAAAAUCCCUCAACCAAUACCAAGACGCCUAGUUAUUUACAAUGGACUGCGCAAAUUCCGGAACCGCCCGAUUACAUAUGUCCUUGCAAAGUUGUGCCCUAAA